UCAGAGCACAGAAGAGCUUCUGAGAAGUGAUUCUGUUUUUUAUAUACAAGUUUAUGUUGCCAUUAAGCCAUUUUAGACAUGCAUUACCCUCAGAUGGAAAGCUGCACAGGGCGCCUUUCUCGUAUGAAACUCAACAGGAUUUGGAUACUAAAGGUCAUAUUUUUAUUUUGAAGUUUUAGCUUUGGAGGAAAAACCAAUGAUCAAAUGAUCCUAAACGUCAUAAAAGUGGAAACCUUUGCACCUUUUCCAAGGAUUUUAGCAUUCAUCUGGGAAUACUUUCACAUACAUCAAAUGGAUUACCAUUAAAUGAACAGCAUGCCUCUGGACCGGGCCAAUACAACAAACACAGAGCAGUCCACUGAGUGCUCUGCAGAGUAUUCAGGGCCGGGUCCCAGUGAUCUGGGUCGUACCCGGGAUGUGGCCGUCCUCCAGUCCGGCUGCUGCCGCUGCCUGCCGCGGGCAGUUCGCCUCACCUUUAACCCUGAGUCUCUGGAAAGGCUUUACCAGAACUACUUUCGUCGGCAGAGAGAAGAGAACCUGCUAGUCUUAGUGUUAUUCGCAGCCCUCUUCAACAGCUUCAUCAUCAUCAUGUGUGCAGUGGUGUACACCGAGGACAAACUGGCAAUGGUAGUAGUCUCUGCCGUGGGGCUGGCAGCGGACAUAGUUUUCUAUCUGCUGUGCUGGUUCCAAAAACUUCCUGCGUCACCUUUAGCACGAGGAGCGGUGCCGUACGGGCUGUGGCUGAUGGUCACCAUCCAUGUUUUAUGUUACAUGGGACUGAACUACAAGCGGUUCUCUGAUCCAAGCGACGCUGUGGGCUGGCAGGCUUUCUUCAGCUUCUCCAGCUUUCUGACCUUACCGCUGAAUCUGGUGCCCCUCGUCCUGCUCACAGUCCUCUCCUGUGGGAUACACACCCUGGUACUGGGGGUCACUGUGGUUCAAAGGUUUGGGGAUAAUCUUCAGGGGCCCAUGCUGGUGAGACAGCUGCUGGCCAAUGUGAUGCUGUACCUGUGUGCAGCCAUGGUGGGUGUGAUGUCAUUCUACAUGGCCGACAGGAAGUACAGGACAGCAUUUUUGGAAGCUCGUCAAUCACUGCAGGUUAAACUGACUCUGGAGGAGCAGAGCACCCAGCAGGAGGAAUUAUUGCUGUCCAUCCUACCGAAGCAUAUUGCUGAUGAGAUGCUGCAGGGCAUUAAGAACCAGGCCAAUCAGAACGAGGUCCAGCAGCAUCAGCAAUUCAACACCAUGUACAUGUACCGCCAUGAAAACGUCAGUAUACUCUUUGCAGACAUAGUGGGCUUCACCCAGUUAUCCUCAGCCUGUAGUGCACAAGAGCUGGUAAAGCUGCUCAAUGAACUGUUUGCCCGAUUCGAUAAACUGGCCUCAAAACAUCACCAACUGAGAAUUAAGAUUCUUGGAGACUGUUACUACUGCAUAUGUGGCCUGCCAGACUUUAGGGAAGACCAUGCAGUUUGCUCCAUUAUGAUGGGCCUUGCAAUGGUGGAAGCUAUCUCGUAUGUGCGGGAAAAGACAAAAACCGAUGUGGACAUGCGCGUGGGUGUUCACACAGGCACAGUGCUCGGUGGAGUGCUCGGUCAGAAGCGCUGGCAGUUUGAUGUUUGGUCAACAGAUGUCACUGUGGCCAAUAAGAUGGAAUCAGGAGGAAUCCCUGGGAGAGUGCACAUUUCCCAGAGCACCAAGGACAGUCUGCAUGGGGAGUUUGAGGUUGAGCCUGGAAAUGGGGGAGAGAGAUGCGAGUACCUGCUGGAGAAAGGAAUCGAGACAUACCUGGUUCUCAAACCUAAAUCGGAGGCAAAUGGACUUAAUGGAAACACACCAGGUGCACUGACCAACAAAAUUUCAAAUCAGGUGAUCAACACAACGACAACCAAUGGGAACACAGUCUCACCCCAGUCAAUACUGACUAACCCUAAACAGCAGAGUAAUACAAUGUUGGAUGAACAAGCAAUCAACAGACGACUGCAGCAGGAGCUUCUGAACAGAGAGUCUCAGCAAAUAAUGAAGGAUCAUCAAAUCAACCCAGUUUUACUGCGCUUUCUGGACGUAAAGUUGGAGGAGCACUAUUCCUCCGAGAAGGAGAAGAGAAGUGGUGCAGCCUUUAGCUGCUGUAUCAUUGUGCUCUUUUUUAUCACAGCAAUGGAAGUGUUUAUUGACCCAUUGUUGGUUGUGAACUAUGUGACUCUCAUUGUGGGAGAGGUGUUGUUGCUAAUUCUCACUGUUUGCUCUCUGGCUGCAAUUUUUCCUAGGAUGUUCUCCAAGAGAUUGGUUUCUUUCUCAAUGUGGAUAGACCGCACGCGGUGGGCUCGGAACACCUGGGCCAUGGCAGCUAUAUUUGUUCUAACCAUGGCUGUAAUAGCCGACAUGUUAAGCUGUGUACCACCAUCACUGCGGCUCUUUAACGGUACUUUCGGCCCAACGCUAGAGUCACUUGGCGACCGAGGCUGUGCAGAAAAUCCAAAGUAUUACAGCUUCAUGGCUGUGAUGUCACUCAUCGCAACCGCCAUGUUGGUGCAGGUCAGCCAUCUGAUCAAACUGGGCCUCAUGGUGCUUGUUGUCACGGCAACUGGAGCAGUUAACAUCUACAGCUGGAGGGACAUAUAUGACCUGUAUGACUUCAUACAGUUUUCGUCCAACAGAACAUCCAUGGUAGCAUCAAAGUAUCUCAUGACAAUAAUGAUUAUCGUCAUGAUGAUAAGCUUUUAUUUCUUUGUCCGUCAUUUGGAGCGUCAGUCCAGGACGCUGUUCUUGUGGAAGAUUGGGGUGCAUGACCAGAAGGAGCGGGUGUUUGAGAUGAGGCGCUGGAACGAGGCACUGGUGACCAACAUGCUGCCAGAGCAUGUGGCCAAACACUUUCUGGGCACUAAAAUGAGAGAUGAGGAGCUGUACAGUCAGUCGUAUGAUGAGACUGGUGUGAUGUUCGCAUCCAUUCCAAACUUUUCUGACUUCUACACUGAAGAGAGCAUCAACAAUGGAGGCAUCGAGUGUCUCAGGAUCCUCAAUGAGAUCAUCUCAGACUUUGACAGUUUAUUGGACCGAGAUGAGUUCAGGUGUAUCACAAAGAUCAAGACGAUUGGAAGUACAUACAUGGCUGCCUCUGGACUAACGCCAGAGAGUAACACCAAUGGAUAUGGCAGCCGUAAGCCAGAAGACCAGCCGCUCAUUGAACACUGGCAGCACCUAGCUGACCUGGCAGAUUUUGCCCUGGCCAUGAAGGUCACCCUUGAUAAUCUCAACAAACAGUCCUUCAACAACUUUAUGCUACGGAUCGGUUUGAAUAAAGGAGCGGUUCUGGCUGGAGUAAUUGGAGCCCGUAAACCUCACUAUGACAUCUGGGGUAACACAGUCAACGUGGCUAGCAGAAUGGAGUCAACUGGAGUGAUGGGGAACAUCCAGGUGGUGGAGGACUGCUAUGACAUCCUGAAGGAGUAUGGCUUCCGCUUCAUACGAAGAGGGCCCAUAUUUGUGAAGGGAAAAGGGGAGCUGCUUACCUUUUUCAUGAAAGGGAAAGACAAGUCCAGCUGCAAAGCAGUCCUGGGAACAACUGCUCUCCCGCAUCAAGUUGAGGAUGUUUCCUGACUUUUUCCGCCUGAUUCUUUCAGCUAACAUGCAAACAGAAUUAAGGACUAGCUUUGCUCCACUUUUUUGUACACAGUUCAUUUUUUCUGCAUAUUUUUAUGGAUGCUAUCACUUCUGAUAACAAAAUAAAAGUACAUAGAACAACAAAUUAAAACUCUUGCACAAUGAUCAGGACUUUUGUAAAGCUGUAUAUAUUUCUGCAAUAUCUCUCAGAGCAUCAACACUGAAGACAUUUAAACAACUAAACCUGCAGACUUUUUUUUCCUUUUAAACAGUCCCAUGAGAUAUAGGUGACAUGCUCAAAGAAAUGACACAAUCUUUUUAUUGUCUUUUGUGUAAAUUUCAUAGUUCAAAUACAAACUAGUUGCGAGGAAAAAGUAAGAAAACAUGCACAUUUAUUGCAGAUUUAAAUGCAUGAAGUUAGAAUCAGUUUAGAACCAGAUUAAGUAAAACUGGGGUGAAUUUCUUCAAUAGGUGACCAAAGAGCCUGCCUUACUCUUACUGAUGACAUAAAGGACUUGUAAUUAUUUUUUUAUUGGUUGAUAUUGAAGCAUAUGAUGUCAUCAUACCCCAUAUUUAAGUCUAAAGCCCUAAAAUAUGGGGAUGUCUAAGGAUAUUGCAAGGGGCUGAAUGUGCUUCUGUCCUUUUUUUCCCCCAUGGAUGUGUGUAACAAACAUGUAACAUACUUUGUUUUACCUUGAGCUCAGAUUUGCAAAAGAAAAAAUCAGGCUAACUAUAUUGCAUUUAUACUUUUAUUAAAUUAUGCCUAAUCUU
Molecule: messenger RNA, 4371 nt
Organism: Girardinichthys multiradiatus
Lineage: Eukaryota; Metazoa; Chordata; Actinopteri; Cyprinodontiformes; Goodeidae
Product: adenylate cyclase type 3-like
Exons: 21
Coding region: 307-3597 (1096 amino acids)
Biological process (GO): intracellular signal transduction; cAMP biosynthetic process; adenylate cyclase-activating G protein-coupled receptor signaling pathway
Cellular component (GO): plasma membrane
Molecular function (GO): adenylate cyclase activity
Source: RefSeq, a predicted model, not a curated record